AUUUUAAGAAAGCUCUUCUCCUUAUCAGUUUGUUGACGCUUCCUAAUCAAUUCGUAAUUAAUAAAUUUACUAUAGUGCGGUAUUUAUGGAAAAUUGGUUAGUUUUACUCAUUCAGAUAUCUACAAGAGCUGUCUGCGGUAGCAGACGAUAGAAUAUUAAUCUUUGCCUUUCGGAAGUUUCACGAAGUACCGUUUUUAAGUGAUAAUGACUUUGGUGUAUGUGCACGAAGUUAAAGUUGUUAAAAUCGAAAGUAUACGUAGUUUGACGGAAUAGAAAUUGCUAAAAGUUAUUGAAAGGAAAGAUUCAACAUGAGGGACCCCGUGAGAAAUUUGAAGAACAUCUUUGCGAGACCGAAUAGGGAUUCAGAUUCCGAUGAAUCCCAGCCUCUGCUUAGUACAAGCUGUAGUUCUGCUAGCAGCUUUGGGCCCAUUGGUGGACCUCCUGGAUUUACCAGCGACUCGGAGGAAGAAGAUCCCACAAUCAGCCCUGCUUUCCCGAAAUCCAGUCCUAUAUCCGUAUCGGUGUUGGCUCAAAAAGAUAAAUACGAACGUCACUAUAUUUUUGGAACUUUCGAACCUCCAGCUGUGGAAGUGUAUGUGGCCAACAACAACAGGUUUCUGUUUAGAGACAAUAGCUUGACUGAAUUGGCCAAGUUUAUGAAUCAGAAUGGAAAGAUGAAUAUCCAAGCGAAUUCAGCAGAUCAGCUUAAGGCAUCUCCCCUGCCCACAGAGGCCAGUUUUGACAAGUUUAUGGACUACAGAGAACCAGAGAAAAAAACUCAGAGUUCCUUGGUGACCAUAUUUGCAAUAUGGAACACUACCAUGGGAUCCUCAUUGUUGGCGAUGUCUUGGGGCAUACAAAUGGCAGGACUCUUUCCAGGCAUUGCAAUCAACAUCAUGGUGGCGGCUCUUUGUCUUUACACUUGUCAUCUUCUACUGACGGUGAAGGAUAAACACGGUAUGCCAGGAUUAGAUAUCGAAGUCAGUCACCUUUGUAAAGAUCUCUUAGGAAAAUGGGCGGAAGUACUAGCCAAAAUAUUUUCGGUAGUGGUACUGUUAGGAGCGGAUAUUGUCUAUUUGAUUCUGAUGUCAAAUUUCCUUUAUAAUUCCGUAUAUUUUAUUUAUGGUCUUAUUACACAUCCAUAUGAUUCUCUCGAAUCCAACGCAACCGUGUUGUGUCCAAAAGAAAUGUUACUCGAUGCGUCAAUGUCUAACAGUACCAGAAUGUAUUCUGCACAUCUCCACAACUCUGUAUUCGGAAAAAUAUGGGACUUGUACAGUACUGUUCCUAUAUUUCUAGCUGUGAUAAUGUUUGGUGUCUUGAAUUUUAAGUCUCCAACGUUUUUUACUAAAUUUAAUAGUCUAGGUACUUUUAGCGUAUUAUACUUACUCAUAUUUGUGGCUGUGAAAGCUUAUGGAUGGGGAAUCAACAUGCCCGAUUGGUCUUCAGAAAUUUACCUUAAAACAUCUUUUUCUGCUCUAAGUGGAAUGUUGUCUCUAAGUUACUUCAUACAUAAUAUUAUCAUUUCUGUUAUGCGAAAUAACAAACACCAAGAAAAUAAUGGUCGGGAUUUGAGCAUUGCAUUUGGACUGAUUACUUUUACUUAUCUAUUUAUUGGUAUUUUGUUUUAUAUUUCUUUUCCUUUGGCCAAAUCAUGUAUUGAAGAUAAUAUUUUCAACAACUUUAGCAAAAACGACACCAUGACUAUCAUAGCCAGAAUAUUGCUAAUGUUUCAGCUUUUUACAGUGUUUCCAUUAAUCUCCUUCAUGUUGAGAAAAGAUAUAUUGAGCAACAUAAAUGAGAUAUUCAGGAAUUAUAGAUUUGGCGAUUUUACUUAUGGUAAAGUGAUGGUAUUGAACGCCUGUGUUUUGGUUAUAUGCGUUCUGUUUGCUUGCUUUUUGCCAAAAAUUGGAACACUAAUAAGAUAUACUGGAGCUUUGAGCGGAAUGAUCUACAUAUUCAUGCUACCCAACUUACUGAAAAUAGCCAGUUUGAGAAAAGAUGGUAAACUCACCAUAACUAAAGCAUCUUGGCAUAUGUUAAUUAUUUUAGCAGGAGCAUUGAACUUGCUGUCACAGUUUUUCAUUUAUGAAUAACAACACUAUAGCAAGUUCACACCAAUCGUAAAGGCCCAUGUAUACAAGUAGUAUCCAGAUAGAAUUUAAGGCUGUAGGUAUAUUUUAGGAUUUUUAUUCAAAUUACUUGAUGGAAGUUGAAAUAAAUUUUGAUACUUAUUGACUAAUUUUUGUGUUUCUACUUUUGUGAAGUAGUAAUUUUUAUAUUUUUCAAAAGUAUUUUCUUAUUUUAUUGAUGUUUUUAUUUAUUUUGAUAGUUUUGUAUUUUAUGUUUAGUAAAGAUUUUUUUAUAAAUAUAUUUCUGUUUUUAUUUUUGUACACUCUCUGUUGAGGCAUUGGUAGGACACAAAAUAAAACUCACAAAUUUUGAUAAAACGUAUUAUAGGCGACAUAAACGGACAAAAAUUUUAUAACUUAUUAUUAAUAAUUUCUGAUAUCCUCUGUAAGUUGUUUCCAAGUAAAACCUCUCGAUGAUUACCUUUCAAUGAAGUGAGGUCGAUUGGUUGUUCACAA
Molecule: messenger RNA, 2588 nt
Organism: Ceutorhynchus assimilis (cabbage seed weevil)
Lineage: Eukaryota; Metazoa; Arthropoda; Insecta; Coleoptera; Curculionidae
Source: the annotation of a GenBank genome assembly